This is a messenger RNA of Mytilus californianus (California mussel), 959 nucleotides long. RefSeq lists its product as uncharacterized. The transcript has 2 exons. Lineage: Eukaryota; Metazoa; Mollusca; Bivalvia; Mytilida; Mytilidae. The record is from RefSeq and is a predicted model, not a curated record. The coding region runs from base 1 to 555 and encodes 184 amino acids.
AUGCGGGCUAGUUUAAUCGAAAAAGGCAUAGCUCAACCAGUGCUACCAGUUGCUCAUUUUGACCAAUCAGAUAGGACGGUUCCUCCGCCACCACCUCUCCCAAUCCCAUUACCACCACCUCUACCUCCACCGAGAAACAGUAAAGCUAGUGAAAAUGUGUAUCAUAACGAAAUAACAAAACAUCCACAGAUAAGAGAUGUCGAUUGUCAAACAACACAGAGUCUCCAAAGAGCAGUUAAACCACAAACACAGCUUGUUCAACACGAAAUAAGACAACAAGAAAUAACUGUUUAUUACGACCAAGCACCAUUUUUCGAACGUUUUUGUAUGUACCAAGGAUAUAAUCCAAAAGAUAUGAAACCAUAUCCAGUAACAUUUGAACCCUCAGUGAUGUGUAUCCAUGACAACGAUUCUAAAACAUACGAAUCUAUCCAACCAAGUAACGAUUCCUCCUCCUGCACAGAAGAGUUUAUGUCAAUCGAUGAUGUGACGUGUGACGAAAUUAAGAAACAUUGCUGUUAUUAUAUAUUUUGUUGUGGUAUCUGUUGUGAUUAGAGAGUUAUAUAAAAGUAGAAUAUUGCCUUGAAACAGAAACAGUUCAUGUUUAACGAGAUGUCAUCAAACUACACAAAGUCCACUUGACCAUCGAUUGCAUAUUUUUUGAGAGUGAAGAUAAAAAAAAAAGACAUGAGUAAUAGCUGUUGGCAUUAUAUUUUAUUAUUACUUUGACCAAUCGGAAACCAUACUAGAUAUAUUGAAUAUGAUUGAAAAUGUCAGUCAAAUAUUUAAUAAAAGUCUAAAAAAAAACCACAAAAAAAACCACAAUUAAAUCGCACAUAAUCUGACUUAAAAUUUAGGUCGUUAGUUCUAGGGAGGGGUUUACAUCCUUUCCAGUCAAGUUAACUAUUUAAUUGACAAAACAAACGAUUACAUUAAGAACCGUAAAUUUUGUACGUACA